Molecule: messenger RNA, 1683 nt
Organism: Ochotona princeps (American pika)
Lineage: Eukaryota; Metazoa; Chordata; Mammalia; Lagomorpha; Ochotonidae
Gene: SLA2
Product: Src like adaptor 2
Exons: 10
Coding region: 488-1336 (282 amino acids)
Molecular function (GO): protein binding
Source: RefSeq, a predicted model, not a curated record
GGAGCUGCAGCUCUGGGCCUGCUGCGCCUGUCUCCACGGCAGAGCCCUGAGCGUCUGCCCAGCCAAGUCUAUCCGGCUGGAUCCCUAAGGAGCUUGGGCUCCUGGCCUUUCUCAGGAGGUAUACUGAUGACCACAUACAGAUGCUGAGCUCCCCAAGGCGCUGAAGAUCUCAGGCCGCAAGGGUGCUGCGGGCCUCCUAGCACCCCGGACGUGGGCAGUCUUCCUCAAGGCAUCCACCUGCACUAAGCCACCUUCUGAGAAAGCAGAGUCAACACACUGCCCCUUUCCUGCCCUCUGCCUUCCGGGGCAGAGCCUGAGGCUCCAGGUGAACCACAGGAACUCCAGGGCACUUCAGGAGAAGCCUGGGUCUUGGAGAAAGCUUUCCGAAGAAAGGGAGCCUCGCACCCUGACCCAGGGGACACAAGCAAAGGCCUGGAAACACACGUGAUUCCUCUCGGUAAUUGUCCUCUGAGCACACUGCUGCGGGAUGAUGGGCAGUCUGCCCAGCAGAAGGAAAUCCCUGGCCAGCCCAAGCUCAUGCCCCUCGGCCCCAGGCCCGGGCCCAGGCCCAGGCCCCACAUCCCUGCAAGCAGAAAAGAGCCAGGCUGCAGGCGUGGCCCUGGACAGCUUCCCAGCAGGCAGCCAGACCGAGCCAUCGCUGAGAUUGGGGGAACCGGUAACCAUCCUCUCUGAGGAUGGAGACUGGUGGACGGUGCUGUCAGACGCCUCCGGCCGGGAGUACAGCAUUCCCAGUGUCCUUGUGGCUAGAGUCUCCCACGGGUGGUUGUAUGAAGGCCUGAGUCGGGAGAAGGCUGAGGACCUGCUACUGCUGCCUGGGAACACUGGUGGGGCCUUCCUCAUCCGAGAGAGCCAGACCAGGAGAGGCUGUUACUCCCUAUCAGUCCGCCUCAGCCGCCCUGCCUCCUGGGACCGCAUCCGACACUACAGGAUCCAGCACCUCGACAACGGCUGGCUGUACAUCUCACCGCGCCUCACCUUUCCCUCGCUGCAGGCCCUGGUGGACCACUAUUCAGAGCUUGCAGAUGACAUCUGCUGCCUCCUUAAGGAGCCCUGUGCCCUGCAGAGAGCGGGCCUGCCUCCUGGCAAGGACACACCUCUGCCUGUGACAGUGCAGAGGGGGCCACUCAACUGGGAAGAGCUGGACAGCUGCCUCCUACUUGGUGAGGGAGUGGAGGCUGCAGGCCAGGAGUCUCUCCUCAGCGAGGGGCUGCGGGAGUCCCUGAGCUCCUACCUCAGCCUGACUGACCACAGCUCCUUGGACACUGCUGAAGCCCAAAGCAGAGGCCGGAAGGAGAGCCGAGGUGGCUGCACAUAGAACUCCUACGUGGCUGCACCGGACUGGUGCCGCAGAGAUGCUGCUGUACUGUGCAAUGGCCCAUGCACAUAUUGCCACACUGUUUUCAGAAGACUUGAAAUGCCACUGAUAGUUUUAAAAAACUGUGCACCUGACAGAAGACCGAGGAAGACAACUGAACGUGUUGUCAGGAUCCAGAGGCGCAGCAGCUAAAGCAACAGCUCCUAGCGUGCAGCCAGUGACCACCAUGUGCCAGCAUCCGGCAGGAAGGGUGGCGAAGGACUCACUCAGAAAUGCUUCCCAGAGGGGAACGGUUCCUUAAAAAGUCUUAGGGCACAACCCUGUAGUAGAGACGCCCGACACACUGA